This is a messenger RNA of Cadophora gregata, 3011 nucleotides long. RefSeq lists its product as uncharacterized. Gene Ontology annotation, molecular function: acyltransferase activity, transferring groups other than amino-acyl groups. The record is from RefSeq and is a predicted model, not a curated record. Bases 860 to 2170 code for a protein of 436 amino acids. Gene Ontology annotation, cellular component: membrane. The transcript is spliced from 3 exons. Lineage: Eukaryota; Fungi; Ascomycota; Leotiomycetes; Helotiales; Ploettnerulaceae. Gene Ontology annotation, biological process: polysaccharide biosynthetic process.
GCAAGUCGCAAGUCAACGCUGCAGAGAUGCCGGCUUGGCCUUGGUUUUGCCAAAAAAAAAAGGAGACACAUGGGCGGCACCCAGCGUUUUGCUAUUCACUGACUCUGGCUCUGGCUCUGGCUCUGCCAUUAUUAUGUUCUUUCGUUUUUUGUUAUCCAUAUCCGUUGUUUUGUCUUGUCUUUGUGUUCAUUCUCUUCUCUUACCGGAAUCUUGGCAUAUCCAUUAGUCUCCUGCAGAUUAAGUUGCGACGACGCACGCAUCUGCCAAUCUAUCCGACGACUCCAUCUCUAUUCCCAUCCCCCCUGCCGUGGACCCUUGCGCUACCUACCCAGGGCCAGCUGCACCUGCAGUCCGGCGCUGAUGCGAGCACUUCAAUUGGACACAUCCCCCCCUUUCACCCCACUUCCUCGCUCACAUGGUAAGGGGGAGCCAUGCCCAGUGCUUCCAUGAGGUGGAGCCGUGUUAUAAGUGCAGGUGCCCUUGACUUCCAACCUUCCAUGUCCUACUUGUAUCACCCUCUCCUCUCCUCUCCUCUCCCCUCCCCUCCCCUCCCCUUCACCUGCUUCCCUCUUUUCCUUCCUGCAUUACGGCGCGUCAUCCCCGCCCCCUACAGUCGUUAACUUUCGUAAUCAUCGAACCUUGAUCUCUGUCCUUCUCUCACAUCUUCUCAACUCUCUUUCUCGUGUAUCUGUCGAUUAUACUGUACUCAUUUUUUUCCUUGCUUCAUUUUCUGUGCCGUCCCUUCUUCGGCACGCGCCUCGACUCGAUUCGAAAGACAACGUCGAUAUAUUCGGGCCUGAGUCCUGCCCACGUUUCUAAGCCGCGGCGUAUUCCUAUGUUCGAGCAGUGUUAGAGCAUCAUGACGACCAAGCCUGAGAAUGUGAAAUGGGUGGAUGGUCUGCGUGGAUUUGCUUCCCUUCUAGUUGUUUUCACCCAUAUCUGCAGAGCCUUCGACGAGGAUCUAUUUAAACCCACAUCCGCUGAGGGAGCACCUCCUCGAAUCCUCCAAUAUCCAAUUAUCCGAAUCCUCUUCCAAGGCCGAAUCGGCGUAACGAUAUUCUCCCUCGUAACGGGAUACGUUUGUGCUUUAAAGCCACUACGACAAUGUCGAGCAGGACAACAAGACGCCAUGUUUUCUGGGUUGGCGAGGAGUGCUUUCCGACGUGUGCCUAGGCUCAUUCUUCCGACGACGAUGGCUACAACUUUGAUCUGGUUCUUUUGUCAAUUCGGUGUCUUUGAGGUGGGGAAUAGGGUCAACAGCUGGUGGGUCAACUAUACGAGUCCGAACAUCACACCGUACAUUGGAAACGCCGUCAUGGAUCUGAUACACCAUUUAAUAACGACCUGGACGAAAUCAUGGAAUGUUUACGACAACAACCAGUGGACUCUGCUUCCGCUGCUGAAGGGCAGUAUGCUUGUGUACAUGUUUCUCGUGGCUACGGCUUUCUGCAAACCCAGAUACAGGAUGAUUCUCGAAUUGGCGAUGUUUGUGUAUUACUACAUCAGCAAUGACUCUGCCUUUGGAAUGCAAUUCUUCUUCGGGGUGUUCCUUGCAGAUCUCUCCCAGCACCCACCUCACCAAGCCUGGUGCGCGGCUCGCAAAUGGCCACAAAGAGUUCUUUCUCCUGUGCUCAUCCUCAUCGGCCUCCUCCUUGCCUCCUAUCCCGAAGACAAAGCGCAAUGGAUGCGAUGGUCCGAAAUAAUGGGCCAAACAUCUGUCUACAUUUUCCCCAAGGACAACGAAACCCCUCGAUUUUAUUCUGGUGUCGGUCUUGAGUUCAUCGCACUGGGCAUCCAUUUCUCCGCCCCAGUGAAGAACGUUCUCUCCAACAAAUACCUUCUCUGGUUCGGCAAGAACUCUUUCGCCGUCUACCUCCUCCACGGCUCCCUCCUCCGCUCCCUCCUCGUAUGGAUGUACUUCGGGUUCAAAGUCCCCGCCGACAUCAGACACGAAGACGGACAUGUUGAGCCCGGCCCACCAUUGACGAUCUGCGGACGAGCGAGGUGGUAUUUUUGGCUACCGAUUUGGUUCGUCAUUCUGUACUGGGUAGCCAACCUCUGGACGAAAUACGUGGAUCCCCUGUGUGCGAGAAUUACAGAGAAGUUGGUCAGAUAUGUUUUUGAGGACCAACCAGCACCCAACACCGAGAAGAGAAUCCUGCCGCAAUGAAGUGCUCAUAUGGAUGGGAUUUGAAUCACGGUGGAGUCAAGAGGAAGAGAUCUAUUUGAUUACCAAUUUCGAUCGAGGAUCUACGACAUCUCUUUCGGUCUCGAUAGAUUCGAGGGCACAGCAUGCAUGACUGGCAAGGCUUCAAAAUGCGGCAUAUCGAUUAAAUCCGCCGAGAGAAGGCGAGGCGUUGGAGUUAUCUAUUUCAUCCAUUAUCCAGAUUUUUGGAUAAUUUCUUUGUCCAUAUUCCUGGAUACGUACAAUAUAGUACAGUACAGUACAAAUCAGCAUAUGCUGGAGUUUUGGGGUGGUCAUGCGAAGCAAGCAAGCUCGUAUUUUGUACAGCAUAUGAGCAAGAGCCGGGAGCAUGGUGGAGAAAGCUGGGAUUGGAGGAGAAUAUGAGAAUUCUGAUCAAAGGCCUUACAUUGUUUUGUACAGGUUACAUAGCUCUUGAUUAUACCCAACUUGUCAAUGCGAUCAUAUUUUCCGUUUGUUCAUAAUUACUUAAUAACUCGUAUUCUGGUCAGAUGCGUCUUGGCGAAUGGUUUUGAUCGUCCUCAAUUACGAGGUCAGGUGGAGUGAAUUGGUGGGUGGGUGGAUGGGUGGGUGUUGUGGGUAAGACGCCGGAAAUAGUUUUCCGUCUGCUUCCCAGUUCUGUGGUUCCUAAAUUGGACAAACAAAUCAUCAAUGCUGACCCUUUAAGAAUAAAUGAUGAAUGCUAGACUGUUACUUCUACCAAAACCGGUAAUACUUACCACACCAAGCCAAAAUCUGGGAGAUUCAAAAAUGGCUAUGAAGAUGCUAGCUAGCAUGGAGGCAGGCGGACCGCGAUAUAGCAUACCUA